CCCUGGCGCAAUUCACACAAGCCGCUGUUACGGAAGGGAAAGGGUAUCAGCCCACUAGCCUGCCAGGUCUGCAGCAGAUGCGUUGACCCACCGAAAGGAGGAUCCCCAUCACGGGAGACCUUGUUUUACGCCGAGGGACCCCUCUCUCUCCUGGGGGAGGAAAGAUGAACCCCUCCGCCAUGGCGCAGUCGGCCCCGCUGUUCCCAAACCUAAGCGCCAGCACCAGCAAGCCGGCCGCCGCGCUGGGCUCCGACAUGGAGCUGCAGAAACUGUUAAUUGAUGAGAGGAUGAGAUGUGAGCACCACAAGACCAACUACCAGACGCUCAAGGCAGAGCACACCAGGUUACAGGGUGAGUUCACACGGGCGCAGGAUGAGCUGAAGCGGUUGCUCAGUGAGAGGCAGAGCACUCAGGAGAAGCAUCAGCUGCUGCUGGCAGAGCUGCAGGGGGAGCUGCUGGACAAGACCAGGGAGCUGGAGGAGCUCAGGAUGCAGGCCCUCACCCCUCAGAAGCUGGAGCUGCUGAGAGCUCAGAUUCAGCAGGAGCUGGAGGGCCCUGUGAGGGAACGCUUCAACAAGCUGGAGGAGGAAACUGAGAAGUACAGGUCAGAGUUCAACAAACUGCGGUAUGAGUAUACUUUCUUGAAGUCCGAGUUUGACCACCAGAGGGAGGAACAUGCUCGUGUUCUUGAAGAGAGGAAGAUUCGCUUUGAUGCUGAGAUAUCCCGGUUGGAGAAAGAUAAGGAGGACCUGAGUGCGCAGCUGCUGAGCUCAGACCCGUCCCGGGACAGCAAGCGCGUGGAAGUCCUCCUCCGGGACAAGGCCCAGCUACACCUGCGGCUCAAAGGCCUGGAGGCCGAGGUAGCGGAGCUCCGAGCCGAGAGGGACAGCUCCGGCACGCAGGCCGAAAAUGUUCAGAGGAUCCAGGUCCGCCAGCUAGCUGAGUCCCAGGCUGCUGUCAAGGCCCUGGAGGCGGAGAAGCAGUCGCUGCGCCUGCAGCUGGAGCGUCUGGAGGGUGAGCUGCGGCUCAGCCAUGAGCAGAACUCCCAGCUGACCGGCCGGCUGCACAAGGCCGAGCGUGAGGUCAGCCUGCUGAGCAGCCAGGUGGAGCAGAUGAAGCACUCCCACAAGCUGGAGGUGUCCAAUGUGAAGCUGGAGAGCGUUAGGGCCAGGGGGGAGCUGGAGAGGGAGAGGGACGCCCUGCAAAGCCAGAUAGAAGGGCUGCAGGGGGACCUGGAGGUCCUGAAGGAGACGGUGGAGCGAAAUAAGGAGCUCCUGGUGGAGAAGGAGCGUGAGGUGAUCCGCAGAGUGCAGGCCGCACGAGAGGAAGAGUUUCACAAGAUGGCUGCCAUUCAGGAGGAGAAGCUGGAGCUGGAGAACCGCAUGUCUGAGCUGGAACAGCAGAGGGCGUUGCAGGAGGCGGCAGAGAGCUCGCUGAAGGAGGAGUGGGAGGGCCGAGUCCGGUCUGCCCAACUAGGCGAAGAGACUGCCAGGAGGGAGGUGCAGAGCCUGAGGUCCAAGGUGCAGCAGCUGGUGCUUCAGCUGGAGGAGCUGGAGAGAGAGAAGGUGGAAAAUGGGAACCUCAGACAGAGGAACCAGGAGCUGAACAUGCAGCUGGGCACUCUGGCUCACUCUGAGAGCGAGCUGCUGGAGGCCAACCACAGGCUGCGGGAUGCUGCAGACAGGCUGAAGGAGGAGCUGAGGAACGCGCGUUGCCAGGCCGAGAGGGCCCAGCACGAGGCCGAGAGGGCGCUGGAGGAGCGGCGUGUGGAGUGGCUGGAAGAGAAGCACAAGCUACAGGAGAGGGACGCUGAGCUGCAGGAGAAGUACAGCCAAGCCAAGGAGCGGCUGCACCGGGCAGCGCUGGCCCAAAAGAAGAGGAAGACCAUGAGUGAGAACAAAGAGAAGAGGCUCUAUGAUAAAAUCCAGCUGCUGGAGGCCAAAAUCUCCGAGCUGGAGCUGGAGACAAGCGCAGCAAACAAGUACCAGCCUUUACACUAUUCUGCUGAACAAGGGAACUGCUCAGACACACAGCUCACAGUUUGCAGGGGGUCCAUUUUAUUUUAAGAAGUUUUGUCAAUUUGUACUUCAGUUAGUAGUGCUUGUGGUUGUCUUCCUGUGACUUCCUGCAGCACAUGAUGAACUGUCCCAGCGGUAGCUUAUUACUCAAAUAAGAUCUUCACAGCAAGUGCUACACCCAUCCUGAUGCAAACGUGAUUUUCACACCCAACACUCUAAAGCAUAUAUAUA
Molecule: messenger RNA, 2249 nt
Organism: Megalops cyprinoides (Indo-Pacific tarpon)
Lineage: Eukaryota; Metazoa; Chordata; Actinopteri; Elopiformes; Megalopidae
Gene: cep83
Product: centrosomal protein 83
Exons: 14
Coding region: 165-2066 (633 amino acids)
Cellular component (GO): centrosome
Source: RefSeq, a predicted model, not a curated record